Brenthis ino (lesser marbled fritillary) is the source of this 4116-nucleotide messenger RNA. NCBI's taxonomy places the organism in Eukaryota, Metazoa, Arthropoda, Insecta, Lepidoptera, Nymphalidae. The record is from the annotation of a GenBank genome assembly.
AUGUUGCCGAUGGUGCAAGCAGAACCUGUGCUUUUCAAUUGCGCAGGGCACUCUGCCGAUGGAUCUUCCCCGACGGCCACCCUACCUCCCUCGUUAACACCAGAUUCUGAGGUUGAGGGACUGGCAGAUUUUUUUUAUGAUAUAGAUGUAGCUGUCGUCAACACGUUUUCAAGAAUUGAAUCCUGUGACCUCCAACUGGGAGACACAUGGAGGGGGAUGCAAGGCAAGAUGAGCGUGACCGCGCCGGGUAAGAAGACCAGAAAAAAGUCGUCAGACAAUAAAUCUCAACAAAGUAAAUGUCAUAACGAAAAGAGACGCCGCGAACUUGAAAACGAAGUUAUAAAUCAGUUGGAGGAACUGCUAGGAACUUGUCUAGCUGAGGUUAAACAGCCAGACAAGAACGGGAUAGUACGGGAGGCGACUCGGCAGAUCGAGGACGUGUUGCAGAGGCGGAAGGAGUGCCCUGGCGACUGUCCGCAGCGUGUUGCUCAAUGUCUCUCACCCGUACAGGCCGGUGAAGUCAGCUCAACUCAGCCACUACCAUCUUCUGGUUUUCAGUACUCCGAGCUGAGUACUCUUAUUGAGGCGAUAAAACAUUAUACCGGCGUCCUGGGUUUAAUAUUAAUGGAAAUAAAUUCGAAAGGCGAAAUUGAGUGUGUUACAGAAAAUAUCAAAGAUCUUGUUCUUUCAGAAAGGACAGAAUUAUAUAAGAAAUCUAUAUUCUCUCUAUUGCAUGCCGAUGAUCAUGCUAAAAUAAAACCAUUAUUGAGAAAUAUACAAAAUUUUACGUGGGGCUCUGGAGACUCUGAGAAAUCUCAAUACAUACAUGCUCGUCUUCUUAUAAAAGACCCUAAUGUUCCUGACAAUAGUAGAUUUGUGGACACGGUGAUCCACGCUGCGCCAGUACGCAGCUCAUCCACGGAGGAGGCCGGCUCCGUCAUGUGCGUCAUUCGGCGCUGUGAGUCGGCCAACGACGGCAGACCCACCAUCGUUUUCAGAUUGGAUUGCAACUUUAAUAUCUUAUCUUGUGAUUUGUCCAAAGUGGAAAACUGUAUAAACUUUCCUCUAUCACUUGUGGGAACUCGUUAUUUAGACCUUGUGGAAAGCGUAGAUCGUGCGCAAGUACACACACAUCUACAGGACGUGGUGGGCCGAGCCGGGCACCUCGUGAUCAGCGAUCCCUAUCGACUGCGACUGGCGGCUAACGCUCCGCUCUUCAGAGUGAGCGCUCAGUCUCGACACUUUCCCACCGUCGGCGAGCCUGACUUCAUAAUGUCCACGAAUACCGUGCUCGGAGAGGACGAUGUGGACCUACUCGAAGCGGGAGCUUCUCGUGGGUCUCUCGGCGGGCCUCUUAUGACAUCCGUCGCUGAAGGUGAAUCCUCAGCUUCCGAUCCACGGUUUCGCUCCUCAAUGAGUCCCGGCAACCAUCAAUUUAUGAACGACUUCGAUAUCGAAACGUGGCCGGGUUCUUUUCAAAUGGGUGAUAUGAACGAGGAUGUCAAGGAGCGUAAGGACAACAGCGUACCCGACGAACAAGCGGCUCACGCCUCGCCUGCACAGCACGUAGACGUCCCGGCCCCGCUGCCCCUUCACGAGGAGCCGACGCGACUGCGGAGCCUGUUAAGCAAGAAGCCGGAUACGAACAUUCUGAUAGAUUUAUUAAAGCAAGAAGACGAAGAGGCGACGAAUAGUGAGACAUCGGCGCCUCACACGCCGCACACGCCGCACACGCCGCACACGCCGCUGACGCCGGCGUCGGCGCUGUCGCCGCUGCACUCCAGCAAGGCGCACGCGCGCGCGCCGCACCUGGCGCACCCGCCGCAGCCCCCGCAGCCGCCGCAGGCGCAGCAACCGCCGCACACCUCGCAUCAACCUCAUCAUAAUAACCAGUUACUCAGGAUAUUAAAUGAUAAAUCUGACGAGGAUGGCGAUGAAAGCAGAAGAAAUUCAAUAGACCAUAGUCGCAGUUCGUCCCAAUCGAGUGCCCUCCUUACACAGCUCCUCUCGAAUACUAACGGCCCUUCCAGCAAUGGCCGCUCCCAGGAGAGCAGCGAUAUGUAUAUCGCAGGCAUGAAAAGGAAGCUGGAGGAGUCCAAAGCCUCAGCCAGUAUGGCCAAGAGAGCUACGCCCGAAAACCAACAGGUAUCAUCAAGCGCAGCGAGCUCCGGCGCCACGACGUCCACGUCGACGUCGAGUGCGAGCAGCCCCACCACGAGCAGCAGCGCGAGCAGCCUGUGCAUGCGCAACCAGAUCCUGGUGUCGCUGCUGGCGCGCGAGCCCACCACGCCGCCCACGCCCGCGCCGCUCAUCCGCCCCAGCGCGGGCCGCGCGCGCGCGCCGCCCGCUCUGCCGCACCCGCACCCGCGCGCCCAGGCCCACGUGUACACGCACCUCGACCACGCCCUCCAUCUGCAACAGCGGCAUUCUCAUCACACUAUCUCCAACAUCUAUAAUGCUGCAAAUCGCGGUAACAACAUGAACGGCGGGCCGGGGCCGGGGCCAGGUCCGGGGCCGGGUGCGGGCCCGAGCCCGGGGCCCGCGUCGUCGGCGGCGAGCGCGGAGUGCGGCGGGCUGGCGGGCGCGCAGACGUCGCAGGGCUCGCAGAGUCACCUGCAGAUGGUGCUGCAGGGCGGCGCGCGCAGCGUCUACCAGACGGCGGGCGCGCAGGCGCCGCCGCACUACGCCACGUCGGCCGCGCACGCCGCCUUCUCUGCCCACUCCGCCCACUCCGCCCUCACCGCCCACCACGCCUUCACAAAUCAAGCUCAAAGCAGUAUACGGACACCAGGCGGAACUGGUGGUGACAGCGAGGUACCUAAUGAUAAAACAUUGUCAGAUAUUUUGGACGAAGUAAUCGAAAAUAUGCCCUACAAUGAUCGGUCAGCUCCUGAUGUUAAUGUGAUAUUGGAUUUGGAAAGCAAUCGACAAUUGCGAUCCGAUUACGCUGGCGUAAAAGAAAAAAAUGCUGUCAUAAACGCUAUAACACAAAGUCUUAUGCAAUGUGAAACAGCAACUAAAAGUCCAGUGCCAUCAAGUCCGGGUGCGCCACCUGUUUACCCCGUACAGAGCCAAGGCGCGGGCAGCCUGAGCGGCGGCGGCGGCGGCGGCGCGUACGGGCUGGCGCGCGGCGAGGCGGACGGCGCGCGCGCCCGCGCCGUGGUGGAGCAGCACCGCGCGCGCCUGCUGCAGAUGCAGCGCUCCCAGCAGAUGCUCGUCUCGCCGGAGGCCGCUGAGCAGCCACAGGCAGAUCUGGGUUCCACUAUAAAUGCUUUGGUUUCCGGUACGCCGCCUAAUGUUGCUCUCAAACGUACGGACUUCCAUCACUUGUAUCACCAUCCAAAUCAAAUGGGGUCGAAUUAUGGCACAAAUAAAAUGGCACCAUCACAACAAAAUCCGAUGCUGAGUCGGCAACUUCAGGGCGGGAGCACAAGCGGCGCGGGCGCAUACGCGGCGGCGCUGCACACGCCCGUCGCGCCGCAGCCCUACCACCGCGCACCCCGGCCCCUACAUGUGGGCGGCUACUAUGACGAGGGCGACGCGGGCGCGGGCCCCUACUGCGGCGAGUACGCGCGCCGCGUGCCGCACGCCGCGCACGCGCACCCGUCGCACCCGCCGCAUCCGCCGCAUCCGCCGCACCCGCCGCACCCGCCGCACCCGUCGCAUGACCACCAGCUCUCAUGCAGUAGCGGUGUGGGGAACGUGAGCGGCGUGGGGGGCGGCGCGGGGAGCGGCGCGGCGGGCGGCGCGACGGGCGGCACGUCGGAGUACGUGCGCAACGAGCUGCGCGCCAUCGUGGGCGCGCGCUCGGCGCGCCCCGACAUGCCCGCCAUGCACGCGCCCGAACUCGACCCCAUGCUCACUUUCGACAUGCCCGCUCCCGGUGGCGGCGCGGCGCUGGGGGGGCGCGCGGCGGCGGCGUGGGGCGCGCGGCGCAGCACCUCGAGUACUACGGAGGCGGGCUCGGCGGAGGGGGCGGGGGCGGCGGCGGGCGGUGAUGAGGCAGCGGCGGCUGGGGCUUCGGGGGGCCCGGCGGGGGGCGCGGGGGGCCCGGCGGGGGGCGCGGAGGGCCCGGCGCCCGCUAAGGCGUCGCUGCUGCAGAAGCUGCUCUCGCAG